This is a messenger RNA of Dreissena polymorpha, 1325 nucleotides long. RefSeq lists its product as uncharacterized. NCBI's taxonomy places the organism in Eukaryota, Metazoa, Mollusca, Bivalvia, Myida, Dreissenidae. Bases 92 to 1051 code for a protein of 319 amino acids. The transcript has 3 exons. The record is from RefSeq and is a predicted model, not a curated record.
GGUAGGUGUUUUACUAGUGGGCCAGUCAGAGAACUUGAAGUUUCGUUUUUCAAGCUUUACACAGCCGGGAAAGAUCAUAAAGGAUGCAGACAUGCUUUUAACACGUUGUGCAUUUGAUAUACUAAAUAUCGUCUAUGAAAAUUUACAAAUGCUAAAGCCACCACACGGAAUUUCAAGUAACGAUGAGGCCAAAUUUGAUAACAUUUUUGAGUUAAUAAUGUCAACUUUCAAAAGUAUUUGCCUCCCUGUGAACGAAUAUCCCGAUAUGUUACCCGACUUCACUUACCCGCAAAACAUUGACAAGGCUAUAGAAAUUGUAGCCACUGCACCCGGAGUUGUUUUGUGCGUAAAAAAGCGUGGGAUGCUGGAAAUUUAUAUUGAUCAAUCUAAAACGAAACAUGUCACUACUGACAUAAUUCGCAACGCGUUACAUGUCAAUGAUGUCAUAAACUUUACGUUCGUCUAUUGCAAAACAAAGCAAUUAUCUCUGUAUGAGUCUGGAGAUUCUGUUUUCCAAUCACUUGGAACGCUCGGCGGCUUUGUAAGGAAGGUUGCAUUGCCAAGUGUAUCUCUAAGAGAUCAAAGCAGGGAUUCGGCGCAGAGUGUUGGUUCCAUGAGUGCAAAUACCGUCGCUCUUGUUUCUCGUCACGUGGUUCAAUUAGCACAGCUUCCUGUUUUAGUUGUGGACUCUAAUGCAAUGCCAAUAGGUAACAUUGGAAACAUACACCAAAAUGCAGAAAUAGACAUAUUGCCAGUGGAUGUCGAUGAGGCAUGUGUUCAUCUUUGCGACCCCAAGUUCAGGACAGAUCUUAAUGUCAGAAUGUACGCAAAACUAAGAAAAUCUGGAGAUUUGCGAGCCUUGCGUGGAUCGAUCGUGCACUUAUGGGGCGCAAUGUCUCAGCCUGGCCACGGAAUACUCGUCGAGCAUGAUGCAACCGCCGGAAAUGGCCUUCGAAUCAUUAUUCGUGACCGCCGUAGAGAGGCGCCUUUCGCGCAAGAGGGCGACAGUGGGGCAAUGGUCUGCUACCACGAUCGUGAAAAUGACGUUUAAUACGCUGUUGCAAUGUUGAUUGAUUCGAUUCAAAUUGAAGGUGAGCCUAUACAUAGGAGAUACACAGCGCAGAUUCUUGAUGACGGGCUUCAGAGACUGUCGAUUAUAAACGGAUGCCAGUUUAUGAUCUUUGAAGAUGACCCCGAAAGUGACGAAAAUGUUUAGGUUUAAUGAAUUGAACAAAUAGUCAUUCUAUAGGACCAAUAACUUUUCAAGAUAUUUAUGAAAAUGUUUCAUUUGUGCUGUAAACUGCAUAAUUUUGAUUGUGAGUAGA